GAGGACAUGGCUGCUCACGUGGGAGCGUCCCGAACGCCUCAGGAGGUGAUGGAACACUAUGUGAGCAUGUAUAUUCAUGGCAACCUGGGAAAAGCCUGCAUCCCUGACACUAUUCCCAACAGAGUAACGGAUCACACGUGUCCCAGCGGCGGCCUUUCCCUCCCCCCCCCCCCCCCGCCGUUGGAUAUAUCGGUGGCCGAGCAGCAGCAGUUGGGAUACAUGCCGCUUCGAGACGACUACGAGAUCGAAUAUGAUCAAGACGCGGAGACUCUGAUCAGCGGCCUUUCGGUGAACUAUGAUGACGAUGAUGUGGAAAUAGAGUUAAAAAGAGCUCACGUAGACAUGUACGUCAGGAAACUCAAGGAGCGGCAACGGCGGAAGAACAUCGCGCGAGACUAUAACUUGGUACCGGCCUUUCUGGGGAAGGACAAAAAGGACAAGGAGAAAGCUCCCAAACGAAAGAUCACAAAAGAAGAGAAGGAGUUGAGGCUAAAACUGAGGCCUCUGUACCAGUUCAUGUCUUGUAAGGAGUUUGAAGACUUCUUUGAGAACAUGCACAAGGAGAGGAUACUUAGAGCAAAGAUUAGGGAGCUGCAGCGGUAUCGUCGAAAUGGAAUCACCAAAAUGGAAGAGUCAGCAGAAUACGAGGCAGCCAGGCACAAACGGGAAAAGAGGAAGGAGAACAAAAACAUAGCUAGUUCCAAGAGAGGGAAGGAAGAUGGUAAAGAAGGCGAAUUUGCUGCGAUUGAAAACCUGCCUGGCUUUGAACUCUUAUCGGACAGGGAGAAGGUGCUCUGCAGCUCUCUAAAUUUGAGUCCGGCACGUUAUGUUACUGUAAAAACAAUAAUCAUUAAAGACCAUCUCCAAAAAAGACAAGGAAUUCCUUCAAAGAGUCGCCUUCCCAGUUACUUAGAUAAGGUACUGAAGAAAAGGAUUUUAAACUUUCUAACAGAAAGUGGCUGGAUAUCCAGGGAUGCUUCAUGA
Tauraco erythrolophus (red-crested turaco) is the source of this 984-nucleotide messenger RNA. The record is from RefSeq and is a predicted model, not a curated record. NCBI's taxonomy places the organism in Eukaryota, Metazoa, Chordata, Aves, Musophagiformes, Musophagidae.